Xylaria bambusicola is the source of this 1803-nucleotide messenger RNA. Its product is annotated as major facilitator superfamily transporter peptide. Gene Ontology annotation, biological process: transmembrane transport. Gene Ontology annotation, molecular function: dipeptide transmembrane transporter activity. The coding region runs from base 1 to 1803 and encodes 600 amino acids. The transcript is spliced from 3 exons. Gene Ontology annotation, cellular component: membrane. The record is from RefSeq and is a predicted model, not a curated record. Lineage: Eukaryota; Fungi; Ascomycota; Sordariomycetes; Xylariales; Xylariaceae.
AUGGCUCGUCAUGAGUACAAGGACAAGCACAAUGCUUACCUUGAUCCCGUUUUGAUGGAGGCUGAUUACGAGGGCAAGCCGACUCCGGAAGAACUCCUGACCUUGCGCCGAGUUCCUGGCAGUCUACCAGUGGUGGCCUACCUUAUUUGUAUUGUCGAGUUCUGCGAGCGUGCCUCGUUCUACGGUGUACAGCCGUUGAUCUCCAACUUCGUGAACCGACCUUUACCUAAGGAUGGCAAUGGUUUCGGUGCCCCCAAAAGAGGUACCCAGGAUACCGCCGGUGCCUUGGGCAUGGGAACUGUAGUAGCCAACGCUGUUACUCAGUCUUUCAACUUCUUGGCGUACGCUCUCCCUCUACUUUUCGGUUAUCUCGCCGAUUCGCGAUUCGGUCGAUUCAAGAUUAUUUGUUACGGUGUCGGAGUGUUCGGUGUCGCCCACGUUCUCAUGGUCGGUGCGGGUUCUAAGCAGCUUCUUGCGAAUGGUACAGCCAAGGUGCCAUACUUCCUGUCCGUUUAUAUCCUGUCGGUCGGUGCGGCCAUGUUCAAGCCCAAUGUUUCGCCGUUAUUGCUUGAUCAGGUGACCAACACCGUCCCCAAAGUCAUCACUCUUGCCAGUGGUGAGCGCGUGAUCCAAGACCCGGAAUCCACAACUGAGCGCGUCAUGUUGUGGUUCUAUCUUCUGAUCAACGUCGGUGGCUUUUUCGGUGUCGCUACUUCAUACGCUGAAAAAUACGUUGGAUGGUGGUUGGCUUUCCUCCUUCCUCUUCUGCUUUACAUCCCUCUGCCAUUCCUCCUCUGGUUCCUUUACAAACGACUGAUCCUUCACCCUCCCGGAGGAAGUGAUCUUGCCAAUGUAUUCCGUGUUCUCGGUGUUGUCUUUCGCCGUGGAGGUAUCAAGAGAAUUGGUCGUGGUGGAUUCUGGGAUCUCGCCAAGCCUAGCGAAAUUGCGAAGGCUGGUUUGAACAUCCAGACUCAAUGGAAUGAUGCCUUUGUCGAUGAUGUCCGACGUACCUUCCAGGCGACCGGUAUCUUCUCCUUCUUCCCCAUCCAGUACCUCAACGAUAACGGUAUUGGUUCAGCUGCCAGCUUCUUGAGCACUGCUCUGAGGACUGACGGUGUGCCAAACGACGUUAUCUCAAACUUCAACUCUCUCAGUAUCAUUGUCUUCGCGCCCAUCCUAAACUAUGGUCUAUACCCCGUGCUACGGAAACUAAAUAUUCACUACGGACCUGUUGCCCGUAUCACGACGGGUCUUGCCCUAUCUACCAUUGGCGGUGUUGGUUACACUGUUAUCCAGUACUACGCUUACAAGCUUUCGCCUUGUGGUGACAUGGCUACUCGCGACUGCCAAAUUGAACCCAAGGUCGCCAACAUUACCAUUUGGUGGAUGGCUAUACCAUACGCUAUUGGUGGUAUUUCCGAGUUGUUUAUCAACGUUCCUGCUUACGGUAUUGCCUACUCACGUGCUCCUGUCAACAUGAGAGGUCUCGUGUCUGCUAUCAACUUGUUCAACACUGCUAUCGCCUAUGCUAUUGGUCUUGCUGCUUCGUCAGUCAUUACCGAUCCUCACUUGAUCUGGGACUUUGGUGGCUCAGCUAUUGCUGGUGGUAUCCUCACCGUCAUUUUCUACUUCACCUUCCGCCACAUCGACAAGGAGGAGUACGUUCUUAGUCAGAACCAGGAUGCCCACCUCGAUUCUACCGGCACCACUAAUGUCGUUGGUGAAAACGAGCUCAACAAGAGCAUCAACCGUCCGGCUCCUAUUGCCGACAACGAGGAAAUGAUGAUCUCUCAGAAGCAAUAA